UGCAUUCCUGGUAUCGUCCCAUUGUGUCAACCAAUUGACCAUAUCAGAGCAAUGAAUUGUGUUACUGUAUCAAAUAUGGUUAGAAGGCAUGUGACUAUACUACAUGUCAAAGAGCCUAUACAAGCUACGUAUGCUUAUGUAAAAGUAGAAGUACAAAACAGUCAGAAAUGGCAGCCAACAACCAGCAACAAGCUGACAAGAGAAUAAUAGGAUUCGAUUGUGAGUUUGUGAAGCCACCACCUUCGGAAUUCGUCCAGUCAGAGUGUCCAGUUUGUCUCCAGAUCAUUCGAGAGCCCCAUCAGGUCACAUGCUGUGGAAAUAAGUUUUGCAAAGCUUGUAUUGAGCACAUCAAAGCAAUUCAAAAGUCGUGCCCAACCUGCAACGAGAAAUUUUCAAGCUUUCCCGACAAAGGUUUGAAACGAUCGCUCUACAGUUUGAAAGUUCGAUGUAGCCAGCAGAAAGACGGGUGUGAGUGGAUGAAGGAACUGAGACAGCUUGAUGAACAUCUCAACACAGAUCCACAGCCAGAGAAACAACUUGAUGGAUGUCAGUUUGUUGAGAUCAAUUGCAUCUAUAAUUGCAGGAACCAACUGCAGCGAAGGUACAUUCAAAACCACCAAAUUAAGGAUUGUCCCAAACGUCCAUUCGGUUGUGAGCACUGCCAUGAUUACAAGUCUACCUAUGAUGAUGUCACCAACAACCACUGGCCUGUGUGUGGGUCCUUCCCUGUCCCCUGCCCUAACCAGUGUGGUUCAACUAUCCAACAUCAGAAUAUAGACAGCCAUAUUGCCAAUGAGUGCCUCCUGACCACCAUCAACUGUGACUUCCACCACGUAGGCUGUGCUGUGAAACCCACUCGACAAGACAUGCCAGAACACCAGAGAGAGAACCUACUCACACACAUCUCUCUAUUAGCCACCAGUCAUGCCAAGCAACAAGAUAAAAUCACAAACUUGGUAGAUGAAAAUGAUAAACAAAAAGAAUCUUACAAGUCGAAUUUAACUGCACUACAAACCAAAGUUACCACGCUAGAGCAACAGAACACUGCUAGUAAUGCCGAGAUUAAAUCUUCUAAAACGAACUUAACUGCACUACAAACCAAAGUUACCACGUUAGAGCAAGAAAAACAAUUGUUGACUACUAAUGCAGGCAAGCAACAAGCUGACAUUGCUAGUUUAGUUGAAGAGAAAAAACAGAUGAAGAUAAAAAUUGCCGAGUUGGCGCAAUUACUCACGCCCUAUGUUCAGCUUGCACCAUGUACCGCCAUACCUCUUGGUCCCCCUGUUCUUACAAUGACCAAUUACCAACAGCAUAAGAGAGAUGACGACCAAUGGUACUCCCCUCCAGUCUACACCCACCAUCAGGGCUACAAUAUCUGUCUCUGUGUGAACGCUAACGGCUAUAGCACUGGUAAAGGAACACACGUCUCUGUGUUUGUGUGCUUCAGGAGAGGAGAGUUUGACAAUUCAUUGAAAUGGCCGUUUCGUGGUGUGAUUUCAUAUCAACUACUAAACCAGGUCGAUGGCAAGGAUCAUAAAACACACACAAUCACCUAUGAUGACAAAGUACCUAACACGUACUGUACCAGAGUGACAGAGGGAGAGAGGGGACUGGGGUGGGGACACCCACAGUUCUUUGCUCACACUAAACUGGAGCCCAAGUAUUUACAAAACGACACCCUUCUCUUCCAAAUACACAAAGUAGAACUGAAGUAGUUGCUUAAUUAGAAGAGUGAUAAUUACGUAUACACACAAACAAACCGUAGACAUAAGUAUUAUCUGUGUACUGAUUGCAAUUGUAUUUGUUUGGACUACA
Messenger RNA from Halichondria panicea, 1815 nucleotides. RefSeq names its product TNF receptor-associated factor 4-like. Gene Ontology annotation, biological process: regulation of apoptotic process; signal transduction. The coding region runs from base 168 to 1715 and encodes 515 amino acids. Gene Ontology annotation, molecular function: protein binding; zinc ion binding. The transcript has a single exon. Lineage: Eukaryota; Metazoa; Porifera; Demospongiae; Suberitida; Halichondriidae. The record is from RefSeq and is a predicted model, not a curated record.